Molecule: messenger RNA, 3321 nt
Organism: Cladocopium goreaui
Lineage: Eukaryota; Dinophyceae; Suessiales; Symbiodiniaceae
Source: the annotation of a GenBank genome assembly
AUGGCGGACGCUUUGGCGGCGGCCGGUACGGCGAUGUUCGAUGACGUGCUCAUGGCCCAGAAGUUGCCAAGCGAUGUGGUCCAGCGCUUCAACGAAUGCCUCAUUUCGGGGGCGCCCACGCCGGAGGAGGACCAGAAGGUCAUUGCUGAUGCCAUGUUCGCUUGGGCUCGAGAGCUGGGAGCCGUUGAUUUUGCUCACUGGUUCUUCCCUUUGCGCGGUGGGGGCGGAGCCGUGGGUGGUAUGUUGGGCGCCUUCAAGCGAGACACCCUGAUUGACUUGGACUUCAAAUCGGCCUAUGUCACCAAACCCAUGAAGGCCUGCUUGCCCCACGAGCGCUUGUUCCAAGGCGAGACCGACGGCUCGUCCUUUCCCAAUGGCGGGCUGCGAGUGACGCACUCCGCGGCGGCCUUCACCACAUGGGACCGGUCGUCUCCACCAUUUGUCAUGGACAAGUGCCUUUACAUUCCCUGCGCCUUCGUGACACACUUUGGCAAGUGCAUCGACGAGAAGACGCCGUUGCUUCGGUCCAUGGACGCCGUGAAACUCUAUGGUUUGCGGCUUUUGAAGGCCCUGGGCAUUGGCACAGAUGCUCAAACCAUGCACAGCUAUCUGGGCUGGGAGCAGGAGUUUUUUGUGAUCUCUGCUGAUCACUUCAAAGCUCGUCCUGACCUUGUGAACUGUGGCAGGACUUUGUUUGGCACCCUGCCCACGCGGCAUCAACAAGGCGAUCUGAAUUACUUUCAGCCCAUUCCCGGGAAGGUCCAAGAGCUCCUGGACACCGUACAGGCUGAGAUGUUGAAGAUUGGUUGCCCCAUGGCCGUGAAACACAAUGAGGUGGCCCCCGGGCAACACGAGAUGUCCCCCGUCUUCCGCACGGCCAAUGUGUCCUGUGACAGCAACGUUUGUUUCAUGGAGGUCAUGAACCGCGAGGCCGCCAAGCUCGGGCUGCAGGUCCUGUUCCAUGAGAAGCCCUUCGCGGGCAUCAACGGCAGCGGCAAGCACGCCAACUGGUCCGUGGGCACGGACACGGGCUUCAACUUCUUCUAUCCCGGGAAGACCGAGGAUGGUGCCAAGCUCUAUGUCACAGCCAUCGCCUGCCUGGCCUAUGGCCUGGCUCAGUACAACGAGAUGGUCCGCUGCACCGUGGCCCAUGCCGGGAACGACCAUCGCCUCGGGGCUCAGGAGGCACCUCCUGCGAUCAUCUCGCUAUACCCGGGCCAGGGCUUUGAAGCCUUCGUGGAGAGCAUCUGUGCGGGCGGGGACUUGCUGGGAUAUAAAGCUGAAAAGAAGAAGCAGGAGACUGGCUGCAGUGCGGCCAUGCACAUCGAGGCCAACGUCGAGGACCGCAACCGCACCGCGCCCUUCCCCUUCUGCGGCAACCGCUUCGAGUUUCGCGCGGUGGGUUCCUCGCAGAACUGCUGCCUGCCCAUCAUGGUCUGCAACGCCGUCAUGUCCGCCGGCAUGGCGCACCUUGCAGGACUCGUAGAAGGAGGAAUGAGCCACCGUGAUGCUGUGGCACAAGUCUUCAAGGAGAACAAACACGUGAUCUUCACGGGCAAUGGCUACUCUGCCGAGUGGCCUGUGGAGGCAGCCAAGAGAGGUUUGCCCAACCUGAACACCACACCCAAGGCUGUGGCAAAUUGGAACACCGAGAAGAAUAAGCAGCUCUUUGACACCUUGAAGAUCUACACAGCAGAGGAGACUGAAGCACGUCAAGAGGUCAUGUAUGAGAACUACAUUUCGUGCCUUUGCUGCGAGGUGGAGACAAUGGUGCAGAUGACUGAGAAGGGCAUUUUGCCCGCUUGCGCGCAGGACUUGGACAGAUUCAAGGGCAUGGACAAGCUGGCUGGCUCCAGAAAGACCACUUAUGAAGCCAUUGCUGACCAGCUGGAGAAACUAAAGGCCGUCUACUUGGCCAAGCCAACAGCCUUGGCGGAUGAAGCCACCUAUCUUUGCGACAAAGUCAAGCCUGAGAUGGUUGCACUUCGUGCAGCGGUGGAUAAGGCGGAAGCCAUGAUGGAUUCCAGAGUGUUUCUUGGCGUUGGAGCCGAGAUGGGGCCCCACUGGGGUCACUGGGUCUGCUACAACGUGAUGAUCUCAGCCUCUGCGAAGAACGUGCGCUGGCCCGUGGCGAUUCAGGUCUUCCAGGUCAUGCGACGGCGCAGCGAGCUCACGGUCUCCAGUCACAACGCGGCCAUUUCCGCCUUUGCCUUGGCUCUUCAAUGGACCUUGGCACUCGACGGCCUGGAAGCCUUGAGGCACCUGGGCCCAAAGGCAGAGAGGCCUGGCUUCGGAGCGGCAUUGAAGGCGUGCACUGCGGCGCGCCAGUGGCCCUUGGCAGUCCAGCUGAUGCAAGAGAUGCGGAGCAGCCAAAUCGCAGCAGAUGAGCAGGCGAAGAAAGAUUUGCAGUCGGCCUUGGAGGUGACGCACCGUCCAUGUGGAUCCGUCCGCGUCGUCACGCCUCGCAUCAAAGAAACGUGCGCAUUGGCUCUGGGAGAGAUCAACGAGAUGCAGAUGAAAGGAGCCUAUCCAGCUGAAAGAGACGUCAUCUGGAUCAAGGAGCGAUAUCUGGACGUCACCUUGUGGGUCUUGCUAUGUGGAUGGGUCUUGCAGCCUAUGAGCUUUGACAAUCCCAUGAUUCUUGUGUCCACGUGUGACCGAGAAAGCUCCAUCGAUGCCUUUGUUGUUUCAGUGGAGGCAUAUCGAAGGGAUCGUUGCCGGCGCAUUGAGGCAGGCGAUGAGUCUGCUGCCCUGAACAUUCCUCGUCAAAGCAAGGCCCCUGGGCCGGAGGGCAAGGCGACCGGGAAGGGUGUCAUGAAGUCAGCUCCAAAGACUACGCCCAAGGCCAAGCCCCCUCAGCCUUCUUCCUCACCGGGACCGACUGGUGGCAAGGCACCACCGAAAGCUCCAGUCGCAAAAAUGCCAGCGCCGCAGAAUUCUGGCGGCGAGGCAAAGCGGCCACAUCCGCCCAACGCGCCACCGACCAAGAGGACGCCUGAAGGUCACCUUGCGGGACGAAGUGGUGCCGAUCAGGUGCACCACCGCCCAAAGGUUCUGUUGGGAAGUUGGUGGCCAAGCCCCCUCAGCCUUCUUCCUCACCGGGACCAACUGGUGGCAAGGCACCACCCAAAGCUCCAGUGUCAAAAACACCAGCCAAGCACCCACAGAAUUCUGGCGGAGAGGGGAAAGCCAAAGUUGCGCUGGCGAAGAUGCCAGCAAAGCGGCCACAUCCGCCAAGCAACGGGCCACCUACCAAGAGGUCGAGGUCGGAGGAGCGCGAGUAGUCUCAGUAGGCCGUUGUUCGACUGGUCUGAUAUGUGA